Penicillium brasilianum is the source of this 3509-nucleotide messenger RNA. NCBI's taxonomy places the organism in Eukaryota, Fungi, Ascomycota, Eurotiomycetes, Eurotiales, Aspergillaceae. The record is from the annotation of a GenBank genome assembly.
AUGACCACCCUCGAGUCCCUCGAGCGGGCCCUUAGACAGGAGGCCGAGAGCAUCGAAAUGGUCUCCUGCCUAAGAGAACCACUCACAGACACGCAGUACAGCAUCGGCUUCGAAAUCUUGCUGCGAGACUCGGGAUGGAUCACGUAUCGAGACUUCAUCGUACCUCAGCUCACUCAACUAUUGACCCCCUUCUUAAAAUCCUCUACUCAAAUCUCAGUACUGGAGAUCGGACCCGGCCCGAGGAGCGUCCUUGGACAAAUCCCCAGCGUUCUAAGGCAGAGAAUCGGAAAAUACGCUGCUUAUGAGCCCAACGAGCUCUUUGCCACAAGAAUCAAGGAAAGCUUUUCCUCAUCCUCGGAGACGGAGCCUCCGCUGCCCUGUCUCGAGGUGCCGCCCAUCAUUCAUCAAAUGCCAUUCAAUCUGCACGAAAGCGGUGCUCAUUUCGAGAGAUUCGAUGUUAUCCUCUUUUGUCACAGCAUGUACGGCAUGAUUUCAAAGACCGAGAUUAUUGAAAGCACAGUCGAAAUGCUCGUUGAGAAGCCCAGAAUCGGAAUGGUCGUGGUUUUCCACCGUGCCGGUUGCCUAUCAUUCAACGGACUAGUAAGCCAUCAAACGGCUUCUUUCUCAACCGGAGCUGUCAGCGUGGCAAAUGACGACUGUGAAUUGGACCGCUUCGCUCCUUUCGUGGCUGGAUUCACCUUGCAAGAUUUCAGCAAGUUCGCAGCUCUUCGGAAUUCAUGGCGAAAGGUGUGCCGUGCCCUUGGUCGGAGUAAUGAAGCCUACCCGAACCAGCUUUUCUUCAAUGCGCCUGCAAUCAUGACGGCUUUCACCAGACACGCGACUGCAUUGGCAGACUUGGAGGCACAAGUGCCGCUAUUGGAUGUGAACCAGGUUGUCAAAAAUCGGGAGGCUCUUUCCCACCAUCCGGCCUCUGUUGUGAGACCCACGGAGAUUCAACAUAUUCAGCAGUGUGUUCGAUGGGCUCGCAAGAACCAUGUUGGUCUGACAGUGGUUGGAGGAGGCCAUAGUGGUCACUGCAGAUGGCCCAAUGUCGUUGCAAUUGAUAUGAGCGCCUUUGACAAAGUCCACAUCCUCGCUGGUGAAGAAGAUGAAGAAGAUUCCGGCUCUAAACAGGAUCCCUUGGUUAUCGCUGAAGCCGGCUGUAAAACUAGCGAUAUUAUCCGCAAAGCAAUGGCGGCAGGGCUUACAGUGCCCCUAGGGUCUCGCCCCAGCGUUGGCGCAGGAUUAUGGCUACAAGGCGGUAUCGGGCAUCUAGCCAGGCUUUACGGACUAUCCUGCGAUGCCGUCGUCGGUGCUAUUUUCGUCAGCGUUAAAGAUGGCCGACUCCUGUGCGUUGGCGGUGUACCAGCCCAGCACCGGCCACCCGAUGCCGUGUGCCCCGAAAACGAAGCCGACCUGCUAUGGGCAAUCAAAGGUGCUGGAACAAACUUUGGUAUCGUCCUCAGCGUUGUGUUCAAAGCGUACCCAGCUACAACCCACGGAGUACGUAGCUGGAUCAUCCCGCUCAUUGAUGAUCAUGAUGCACGCUUCAAGAUCAACUACAUUGACCUCUACGCCGCCCAGCGGCUCCCUGAAAAUUGCUCUGUGGACAUGUUCAUUUACCAUGACAAGGACCAGGUACAAUUGGGGCUUACGCUGUUUGAGAGUCCCACAGCAGAGGUUACCCCAAUGACCGCUACCAUAGGAACAGUCCUGGGGCCCGAAAAGAGUUUCAAAGCUGUGGAUGAUGUGGGUUUGUUCGAGACCGACAUGUACGUGUCCGAGAUGCAUGGUGGGCAUGGUGGAAAUAAGACCUCCUCGUUCAAGAGGUGCAUCUUCUUGAAGGAUAUCAGGUUUUCACCAGUCGUUGAAUUACUCAUCAAGGCUAUCAAGACUCGGCCCACACCACUCUGCUACCUACAUCUCCUCCAUGGGGGUGGAGCGGUGCGCAAUGUAGCAGCUGAUGCCAAUGCCUUCGGCUACAGAGAUUGGGACUUUGGUUGUGUGAUAACUGGAAUCUGGCCCCGCGCCCGAGAUGGAACUGAACUCGCUCGUGUUGUGCAGGCGUGGGUUUACAGAGUCGCCGAGGAGUUGUUACCACGAAGUUGGGGAAUCUACAGCGCAGACCUCGGGCCUGACCCCCGAGACGCCGCGUUAGCAUCCAGGGCUUUCGGCCCUAACUACCCACGCUUGGUUCGGCUCAAACAAAUCUUGGAUCCGCAUAAUGUCCUCGCUUAUGCUUGUCCCCUUCGACGAGUUCCAGCUACACAGAAGCUUAUCAUCCUCGUGACUGGCGAAAGUGGCGUUGGUAAGGAUUAUUGCGCGAAUUCUUGGGCCUCUUCAUUUAAUACAAACUACGGAAACAGCCUCCUCGCUCGCACAUUUAGCAUUAGCGAUGUGACCAAGAGAGAAUAUGCAGCAGCGCAUCCCGGCGUCGAUCUGAAACGCUUGCUUCAUGAUCGAGCUUACAAAGAGCAACACCGGCCAGCUUUGACAGCAUUCUUUUAUUCUCAGGUGGCCUGUCGACCUCGUUUGCUUGAAGAACAUUUCCUGGGCGUGGUAUGCAGCGCUAUGUCUGUGGAUGUCCUGUUUAUCACAGGACUGAGAGAGCAGGCACCCCUCGCGACUUAUGCGCAUUUAGUGCCUGACAAUAGACUCAUUGAGGUCCGCGUCCAGGCAAGCCCACAGACCCGACGGGCACGUCGAGGCUAUCCCGAUGGCGAUGAUGGUGAAGGUGACGGCGAGGAGCUUAACCACUCCGAAUACAGUCCAACUCUGGUCUACAGAAAUGAAGAGACGGGCAUCGAGCUGGUGCAGCAUUUUGCAGUGUGCUUCCUGCUUCCUCUUGUCGGCGAGGAUAUUCAGCGACUAGCGAGAAUGGUGCGCCCCGUUCCAGGCUUUCCACGCCCUAAUAUGACCUUCCAACAUGUGCUCGGCAUUGGAAAGCACCCAGAAGGGCUGGAGCUGUGUACACGCCUACUAGAGAAUCUUCUAUUCAGUGACUGGAUUCGUGUCAGUGCCAUAGCCUGUUGUGAGACCGGUGGCUUUACAUUUGCCUCGCCAUUGGCAGAGAAAGUCAAGAAGCCAAUUGCGAUGAUUCGUGAAGCUGGCAAGCUGCCCCCGCCAAAGAUUUCCGUCACCAAGUCUGCAUCGCAUAUCUCAGCUUCGACGCCCAGCGGUUCAAAGGAGCAAGUCAUCGAGAUGGAAAUGUACUUGAUUCUUAAAGGUUCUUUGGUGGUUGUUGUGGAUGAUGCGCUUGCAACGGGUCGGACUCUUUGCGCGGUGCUGGAGCUCUUGGGAAAGGCCGGCGUUCGCCAGCAGGAUAUCAUCGUCUUGGUCGUUGCAGAGUUCCCUGCUCAUCGUGGUCGGAAACUUUUGUACGAACGUGGGUUUGGCUCUGUCAAUAUUCGGAGUCUUUUGGUUUUCGAUGGGGCAUGAGUGAAGAACGUGAGCAGCUUAGGACUUUUGUGACAGAAUCAAAUUUUUCGAUUUGAUGUCCGUGUGUUCUC